AAAAGAAAAAAAAAAAAGAAGCAAAAGAGAGAGAGAAGUGGAGAAGAAGAUGGGUUUAGUGGAAAUCAUGUUGACCCCAAACAGUAUCUGCUUCGACGUCACCUCUCACCUUAUUCCUUCGAUUCCCCAUUUUUCACUUUUCUUAUAUUUUCUCCACCUCUCUGUCUCUUUUGCUUGCUUCCUAUACACAGUUCUUCUCUGUUCCUCUAAUCGGGUUUGAAUCUUUUCGUCAAUUUCUAUCUGGGUUUUGUGUUAAUCGAAGGAAUAAGUGAAUCGUCGUCUUGGGUUUUCUCUAUUUAGAAGAAAGCUUCCUCCUUUAGGGUUUCUGCAUCAGUUAUUGAAUUGCUAGUUGUCGUUGAAGAAAGCAGAAAUUGAUUAUAGUGUUGCUGAUGGAUUCUUGGAGCUACGGGAGAAGCGUUUUCAUGUCAAAUGAAACUCUUUUACCUUGUGAUACUUUUGCUAAGAAUAGAAGAUUUGAACAGAGACUCUCUAAUAAUGAUGAUGUGUUGAUUUCUGACAUGGCUGGUAACUCCAAUGGAUUCAGUGCUGUUUCUAUUACUAAAGUUGUUCCUGAAGAGGAAGAUGAGGAGAACAUAUCUUCUUCUUCAAAGUUCUCUAGUCAGGAAUUGAAUAGGAUAGAUUUCAAACUUAGGAGCUUUUUGGAUUUAGGAAAUGAUGAUGAUGAUACAUCCUCUAGAGGUUUUGCUCUGCCAUCUAAAAAGUCUCGAGCUUCAAACUUGUGCUCUCAGAAUCCCUUGUGUCAAGUUUAUGGGUGUAGUAAGGAUCUGAGCUCUUCGAAAGAUUACCACAAAAGGCAUAGAGUUUGCGAGGCUCAUUCGAAAACUUCUGUGGUCAUAGUUAAUGGUCUUGAACAGAGGUUUUGUCAACAGUGCAGCAGGUUUCAUUUCCUCUCAGAGUUUGAUGAUGGCAAAAGAAGUUGCAGAAGGCGAUUAGCCGGUCACAAUGAACGAAGAAGGAAACCUGCAUUCUAUUUCCUACCGGGUAAGCGCCAUAAGCUUCUUCGCACCUCUCAAGAUGUAGUAGGCAACAAGUUUCUGGAGAAUUCAUCAUUGGUAUUGCCAGAGUCAUUUCCUGGUAGUCUCUUAUACAGAGUAAUAGAUGAAGACGACCACCGUACAAGUAGACUCGUGAGUUUCAAAGAUGAACCUACUUGUUCCAUGUUUCCUACUAAUGAGCAAAACAGCAGCAGAACUUAUGAAUCUAAACCAGCAAUUUAUUCCACGGAAGUAUCCUCCAUUUGGGACUUACAUGAGACGGCGGCAUCACGCUCUACUCGUGCUCUCUCUCUUCUGUCAGCUCAGUCCCAACAACACUUGUCUAAGUUUCCAAACACAACGUUCUCAAUCACCCAACCCAACCAAAAUCUCAAUCACUCAUCAUCAACUGACUAUCAUCAGAUGGAACAACCGUUGUGGAUCGAUCCUGGCAAGACCAAUUCUGCUGGUUCUAGUUCUUGUAAAGGAAAAGGAACAUCCACGGUUGAUCUACUGCAACUGUCAUCACAUCUUCAAAGAAUCGAGCAACAGAGGAAUUACACUGGUGAUGUGAAGCAGGAAUAUAAUGAGCUUUAUUUCCCUGGCUCCUAAUAAAAGGUUACAACAUUCUUAUUCCUUUAAACCGGUUCGAGUUUCUUGAGAUUGUUCUGCAGAAGGACAAGACAAGCCUGCAUGGCUUGAUUAGUUUGUGAUUAGAUAGAGGAAUUAAGAGGAUCAGAUCAUGUUACACGUAUUAUUGUAAUUUGUAACUGUUGUGUUAUUAUUCACCAGUCAAUAAUGUUCUGAAGAAAAUUGCUUCAGAUAUCUAUGCCUACUUCCUUUUCACAGCGUUACAGACAAUUUGUAUAUAUACAUGUAAUGAAUAUUCGCUGAAAAAGUGAAUUUUUACUUUUGUUUUGUUUUGUUCUGUACACUCAC
This is a messenger RNA of Arabidopsis thaliana (thale cress), 1934 nucleotides long. Its product is annotated as Squamosa promoter-binding protein-like (SBP domain) transcription factor family protein. Bases 390 to 1607 code for a protein of 405 amino acids. Gene Ontology annotation, cellular component: nucleus. Gene Ontology annotation, biological process: positive regulation of DNA-templated transcription. Gene Ontology annotation, molecular function: DNA binding. The transcript has 4 exons. The record is from RefSeq and is marked reviewed. NCBI's taxonomy places the organism in Eukaryota, Viridiplantae, Streptophyta, Magnoliopsida, Brassicales, Brassicaceae.